Messenger RNA from Neoarius graeffei (lesser salmon catfish), 1892 nucleotides. RefSeq names its product trans-1,2-dihydrobenzene-1,2-diol dehydrogenase-like. Bases 29 to 616 code for a protein of 195 amino acids. The record is from RefSeq and is a predicted model, not a curated record. The transcript is spliced from 5 exons. Lineage: Eukaryota; Metazoa; Chordata; Actinopteri; Siluriformes; Ariidae.
CUCCAUUUCGCGUGUGUGUGUCGCGAUCAUGGUCGUCCGUUGGGGAAUCUGCUGUGCUGGGAAAAUCAGCCACGACUUCACAGUGGCGUUGAAGACUCUUCCUCCUGAAGAACACCAGGUGGUUGCUGUGGCAGCACGUGACUUAAAGCGAGCAGAAGAGUUCGCCAAGAAACACUGCAUCCCUAAAGCAUACGGCGGCUAUGAGGAACUGGCCAAAGAUCCCGAGAUAGGAGUUGACGAGAGCAUGGUGAUCAUGCUGAAGUUCUCUCGGGAAAGAUUAGCAGUGUGCACAUGCACAAUAGCUGUGAAUCUUCCGAACCAAGCCGCCAUCUUUGGAACGAAAGGAACUAUUCAGGUCCCUGCUCAUAUGUGGUCUCCUACAUCCCUGAUUGUAAAUGGGAAAGAGGCUCACUACCCAGUCCCUGAGCCGUGCCUGCCUCUCAAUUACAAAAACAGCACUGGUCUGAGAUACGAGGCUGAGGAAGUGAGACAGUGUCUCCUCAAAGGACUGAAGGAAAGUCCCAGGAUGUCUCACUCUGACUCGACUCUGCUGACUGAGAUAAUGGACGAAUGCAGGAGGCAAGUCGGAGUGGUGUACAGCCAAGACCUCCAGUAAGAUUUAUACAUUCUGGUUGUGUGCCAACAGUUUAACUUUACAUCAAUAAAAUAAGAUGUAUGGUUUUUUUGGGCCUGUGAUUUUUAAUAAAAAUUGGCAUUUUUAAACAAGGCUAGUCUGUUUUGGGCAAAUAAGUCCUGGGGUGGCCUGAUGCAACUUAAAGCUAUGAUUUUCAAAACAUGCAGUUAAAAAUGCAAUGGUAAGGUUGUGCGUCCCCCCCCCCCCCUCCUACAAGCUGCAACAUGCAGUCCAUUGUCACAUGCUCUAUUUGAAUACUUGGCUGUAAAUGUUAUCAAGUACACGAUUACGUAAUGACAGGUGUUUCUUUUUAUUCAGUUGAUCCAGUCUGACAGUGCAGCAGAGUGAAGUUGAUAUCACACAAUACAUAUUAAAUCCUAGUGUUACAAUCAGAAGCGCGUGGUUCCGAGAUCUGCACAGACACUCGAUGCCCACGGUCACUGCAAGCUUGAAACACGUACAUGAGAGAAGAAACCGGGAGGAAGCAUGAUGGAAUUGUUAACCUUCAUUUCAAUCCCCUCCAUUUUUUUUUUUUGAAAACACAGGACAACAGUAACUCAGAUUAGGAAAAAAAUAUAUAUAUAUAUUACGAGGUGCUGCUUCCCCAACAUCUCAAGUAUAAUACAGGUUGUAACAUUGCCUACAGUAGCUGUGGGAGUGUAGUGCAGAAAAAACAAAACCGGUGAAUAAAACAGAAGACACAAAAACCACACUUGAAUACAUUCGUCUGCACUUGGUCACGUUGAAAGUAAAGAAGCUGGAGCUGCUUGUGUACCCUUCUUGUUUCAGCACAUCGCUGUUGGUUCUACAGUCAGUGGGAAUGUUCUAGAACAAUACUGAGUGCAUGCUAAGUACAGUAGCUCUGACCUACACUGCGCUCGGACAGACAGCCGUCUGACUUGUAUAAGGAAUGACACACUGCUGUUUGUGAAUUAAAAAGAACUAAGGGUUGAUACGUGCCAGAAAAUAAGCGAGAAUACUUGACUGGGAUUGGACAAGAUAUCAAAACUGGCCUCUUACAGGUGAAGCCCAGCCUGGGAAACCUUGCUAACGCUAAUGCCAGUCUGCUAGAAGUACUUGAAUGAUGAGAGCAGAAGAAAGGUCAGAACUGCUGGAAUGAGUGGAUCUCUACUGCACUGGUACCACACGCAUGGUGUUGGUGUACCCGGAGCCUGGACGCCACCCGGUAAGCACGAUAACGACGUCACCGGUCUUGAAGAAUCCUCGAGCCUUGCCUAAAUAACACAAUGGAAAAAAA